Ectocarpus siliculosus is the source of this 1317-nucleotide messenger RNA. Lineage: Eukaryota; Phaeophyceae; Ectocarpales; Ectocarpaceae. The record is from the annotation of a GenBank genome assembly.
AUGCUGACGGCCGUGAUCGUCGGGCUUGUGCUGUUCGACUUGGUAGUGGAGGUGUACGAGCACUACCUCGACCACCACAAGGGCCGGUUCCACAAGAACCUCUUCAAGAAGGCCAUCAAGGAGCUCAUGAUCCUUGGGUUGAUUAGCUUCGUCCUCUUCAUCCUCAAGGACCAGGCUAUCUACGACCAGAGCGACGAUAUCCUGACCAACACCUUCGACAGGCUGCGGGAGCUCCCCGGGGAAAUGGCUCCCCCCGACUGGAAGGGGUACCCCGGGGGGCCCCCAAGGUAUUUCACCGGCCUUCGGCAGGCGCAAGUGCUGGAGUACCACCUCUUCCGGUCGGUCUUCCUGCGGCUCAACCGCUCCCUGCUCACGCCCGCCUUCGACUUCUCCAAGUACUCCGCCGCCAUCGUGGACGAGUGGAUCGUUGUCUUCUUCGACGUGGGCUGGGCGAGCUGGCUCCUUGCCGUCGUGGUGCUCUUCUUCACCGUACCCAUCACCGACCCGACCGACGAGAGCGAGGCGGUGUCGGCGCACGGGGAGUUUGUGUUCGGGGCGGCGCUUGUCGUCCUCGAGUUGCUGGUGCUGGCCUACUGCAACCACGCACACCGGAAGGUGAUCGCGAGGAUGGGGGUGGUGGGUGGUUUCAAGGGCAUUGGAGCAGUGCUUCAGGAGCUCUGGGUGGAGCCGAAGCACCACAUGGGCGAGGAAACGGCGGCCAUCGACGUCAGGGACCUUCUGCUGGCCGCCCCCGUAAAGGCUCCCACCCUCGAGCAGCUCACUUCUGAGGCUUCCGGCAAUGGCGCGUCUCAGGCCCAGGUGAACUUCAAGUCUGUCCGAGGGUCCUCGUCAUCUUCGGUCUCCGGGAUGAAACGAUCGAACGGGAGCACCGGCAGCAUCACGGGGCUGGCCAACCAAGAACCCUCAGCGUCGUCGUCGACCGCCACGGUCAACCCCCCCCCCGCUACCACCACCACCACCACCACAAAAGCAGCACCAGGACCAGCCGCAUCCGGCAACGGCAACAAGAGCAACAACGACGAUGCGUCUUUCACUCCGGUGGCCGCGACACCGGCUGGAGGGGAGAAGAAAGUUGAGGCGGGGGGGCGGGGGGCGGGGGAAGACGCAGCGGCAGUCGGUGGUGACCCCCUCUGGCUGCCCCCGGGCAGGGUGCAGAACUGCUCCAUGGGCGGUGACCCCUUCAUCUUGGCCACCCUCAGGCCGCCGCAGAGGGUGGUCGAUAGCCUUCCCGACGUCCUCAAGGGCUUUGCCAUCAAGGCUGCCACUUGCCAUUCACGACCUUUGCCGGCACAAUAA